AUGGGCAAUAGCAAUCCCCCGUGGCUGGAUAGCCUAACGGACGACUGGGAGCCCGUCCCUGCUACUCCAAGUCCGGUUCCGGCUCGAUCCAUGAACCAUUCCCGCGAACCCAGCCAGGACUCCCCCAGUCGCAUUCCUAUUCCCGCGCGCCACCGUUCUGUUGAACAGUCCUCCGCGGAUUCCAAGAAGAAGGUUACCCGACCGUGCCAUUUUAUCAGAAGAGAACCGCCUACGCCCAAGAGCCGCACACCCCGGACGCCGGCGAAACUGCGAUCCCCCGUGCCCAAGAACAAUAGCCCCCGAUCUAGAAGCAGUACUCAGCCAACACGGACUCCGAAGUCUGGAACGAAGAAAAGUCCGAAAUCCACAGCGUCAUCGUCGAAGUCGAAACCGGCAUCAGACAGUCCGAAACCGAAUCCCGCUGCGCGUAAACUUCACGCAAUAGACACGCGCUCGCCCUUGCGGUCGGUAUCAAACGUUUCCAGCCAAUCUAGCCAGCCAAGUCAGCAAGGUACGGUGCAGGUCCGCCCAAAGGAGAACAACAAGACGCGAGAGUCAACCCCGGAAUGGCGCAAGAGAUUGGUACACGGUGAAUUACCUACGGGCGAGCAACGCGAUUUGUUUGCACCUAUUGGGUUGGAGAGCGUCUUUAAGCCUCCAACUCCAGGCUCUGGGGCAACGCGAAAAGACCAGGUUCCCAUGUUCAAGCAAUCAGCAGAUAUAUGGAAUUUCAACGAGGGCAGUGACGUGAAUAUGCACAGUCCCGACAUGGAGAGCGCUGAUGAGAACCGUCGGGAAGGCACUGGUGACUCAAAAGGCAAGGAUCCAGCUUCGCAGGAUGCAAAGCGCGACAGUGUCAACAGUCCACGCACAUCCCCAGGAGAUGCGCUCAAGAUCAGGAAGAGCGGGGAGGAACAAAAUCGCAACGGGAAUCAUUCUUCUCUCAACGACACCAAAUUACGAAGUGCAAGUGGCUUGGAAGAUCUACGGAAUGAAGGUAUCACCCCAAUUACUUUCUCGCGGUCGAAUACAAUAGACGGCAAUGGGACGUCGGAAAUUAUAAGGUCAGCUCUGAAGCAAGUCACAGACAAACUGGAGGGUCUCUCGUUGCGGACUGGAGACCGUCCCGGCUCCCGAGCGAGCGAUAGCGCACUGUUGCAUCCGCAGAGCGAGGCCCAGGCAGAGGCUUUACUGCCAGAAAAUGAAUUGCUAGACGUGACGAGCAACUCAUUGCCUCAAGACCUUUCUAUGGGCACAUUGGGUGCUUUUGCCCGGUUCCGCCGCACGGAUUUCUUGGGUGAAGGAUCCCUACUCAAGCCGCGCCUUACUCCAUCGCCCCUUCCUUCCCAGCGUCUCUCCCCACAGGCACUCUGGAAUUCGCGCAUCCGAAGCUCACCUCCAUACUAUCUCAAAACGAAUCCAUUAACGGAUCCACCCACGUUACCAAGGCCAUCGUCGGCCCAGAGCAGGAACUCUGCGACCGAGAGCUCGGAGAAGGGCAAGGUUGAGGGCAUGCCGUCAUCCGGCAGCCCAUUGAAACUUUUUGGAACCCAUGACACCUUCACAAACAACAAACUUCUGCGACGGAUGAGUCAAUUCGAGGAGACCUUUGGUCAUGCGUCCGAUGAGGACGAACCAGUGUCGCCUUCAGAGGAGGCUCGACGGAAGGGCGAGAACCGAAGCCUGUUGAGCGUGAAACUAGACAGACCAUCUUCAAGGCGCUCGAGGAUCAGAGCUACGAACAAUCCCAAACUUAACCGGUUCGGAGAUGGCGGUCUGGACCAUUUCGAUUUCUCUGAUACGAGCCCUUACGAACCCAAGUUGCUGUACCAUGAGAUGCCAGAUCUCGAUCACCGCCCUUCUUCACGACGGAGAUCUUCUAUUUCUAACCAGCAUUAUCGGCGGACCUCACUCGACGGUCAUGACCACCAGCACUCUCCAGAUGAUCACCGGUCGUCCGCAGACGACGAUUCUUUGGACUACAGCGAAUUUAAAUUGAGAUCCACCAUACGUUCAAGAGAGACAAACCCAAAGAGACGCAGGACCAUACUGGAAUCAGGUAGUCCAGAUUAUGAAGACGAAGAUGGCCGAAACUUGCCAGGUCGGGCUGAUGAUCUUUCAUUGCUGCAAAAAAGCUUGAUGCAACACGGCAUCAACGACGGUGACGAGAAUCAUCCGGAUCAACCACGCUCCCAGCAAAGACUACAAUCGCCGACAGCAAGCCAUUCAAAUUCCUCAACGCGAAAAAGAUCCUCGUCGCACUGGCACCACCCUAAUGAUACCGACAUUGGCGAAGAGUCGCCGUCAGAUAUGGCUGUCCCUAGGGUUCAAGUGACCGGUAUCAACGACGAGGUGCGCCGAGGCUCAAUCACCACUCAGGAUUACCUCAACGAAGCGACAAGAGUCAUGGACAUGAUCCGAUCAAAGGGUAGAACCACAGGCGGGCUACCGAGUGUGGAAGAACUUGAUAUGGAAGGUGAAGAAGACGACAACGAUAGUUACGAUGACGAUAAUGAUGACGAUGAUGAUUCCACUCGGGAAGAGUUCUCACGUCCUCCAAGCCGGGAAGGUGUCGAUAUGCGUAAGCUCAGGGAGUCCAACGAGCCCAACCCGCGCGUUACGAGCUACUUGAGAAAGUUCCAAGAAAACGAUGAUCCAGAAUUCGGAGUCAGUACAUCUGUCGCAUCGCUCCACUUGGAUGAUGAUCAGCAACGAGGAUCGCCAUCCCGAGGCAGUCCUCCUGACUCCAAGGCCGGAGCUGAGCGCAACCAGAAUGACGUUUUCAACGGCCAGCAGGAACGUAAGGAUUCGGUAGGGUCAGUCGACGAGGAAGGUGGACAUGUUACUAUCGACUCACAAAUGUCGUCCAAGAGCAUCCCUACUGGCUCAUCGCAGGGUUCAUAUGCAAAAGGCGUUCUGUCCUCCGACGUGGUGUCACAUUUAAUUCCGGAACAAGUUAACGGUUUCACUUACGACCGCUUCAAACAGAAGUGGGUCAAGGAGAAAGUGAAACAAGUACCUGAAAAGCCAAAAUGCGACGAUAGCGAGGAUGAUCCGUUCAGGGAUAUUCCAGAUCUUAGCGUCGACGAAUUGCAGGAGAUGAUGCGAAUGCAGUCCAGUUCCCCGACUAAGACUGAUGAUGGCCGGCCGGCCGAUGAAGCUGACGAUCCUCAAAGUCCACUCAGUGCAAAACAGCCACGGACGCGCGAUGGUGCACCGUCGGUUAUCGUCAGCACCGUUCAGUCGAAAACGUCCCGUUUUACCUCAACUGAUCUCGACUCCGGCACCAGGGCGACAUCGUGGGAUACUGAUCAACACAAAAACGGAGAAUCCACCAGUGAAGUUGAACACGAGAUCAAAUUGCAUGAGGGACGUCUAUCAAAACCUCCUCGCCGCCAGAGAGCCCCCAAUCAGCAAGCUCGAGCAGUUACCGUCAACUUCUCGUCCCCUCCCGUCUCCCGUGUUGCAUACAGCGAUGACUACACCCCGACUAAAUACAUGGGCCGGGAGCUAGAUCCAGGUUUUAUUCAAGAGCAAGAAGGCCCGGCUGGCGACACGCGACCUAAUCCAGCUCAGACUCUCAGCAACCACGCAACUGGCGAUAGCGACAGCGGUGAAGAUGAGGCGUUGUGUGUCAUGCGACAAAACACCGAGGGAGCUGUAUCUACGCCACUUAGUGGUUACCAAGAGAAUUCUGUGGUCCGUUUCCAAGAGCCUGGGCAUGACACGAGCUAUAGUUUUAAUCUCAGUCCCCUACCCGACUUCACUGUGCACCAAAUCGACAAACCGCUGCACCUUGAACUCAGCUAUGUAGCCAACCGCACGAAUCCGACCUCUCUACGCCAGGUACACGGAACGUUUGCCUUGGCAACAGAGGACCUGGUCAGACACCUGACUGAGGUUGAGCCCUUCGAGCCGUACUGGGAGCACGUCCGGCGUCUGAUCCUCCGCGACAAAGGUCUCAUCACCCUUCACAAACUGCACGACUUCUGUCCUCGUCUGGAGGACCUUGACGUAUCGGACAAUGACAUCGGUCAGCUUAGCGGCAUCCCCGCCACUCUACGCACCCUCAGAAUACAGCGUAACUGUCUUACGAGCUUAACGGCGUGGGGUCACCUGGUUAAUCUGCAGUAUCUGGACAUUUCGGGCAACGAGCUGGAGAGCUUGGAUGGUUUUGGAAGCUUAAUUCAUCUCCGAGAGAUUAAGGCAAAUGACAAUAAUAUUCGGAGUAUCGAAGGGAUUCGCGAUCUGAAUGGUCUCUUGAGUCUCAAGUUGGGUAACAAUUCCCUGACGUCGGUAGAUUUUGAGGGAACUGAAUUGACUCGUCUCAAUGAAUUGGACUUGAGCUAUAACGUGCUUACAUCCGUUCAAAACCUGCACCUCUUGCCGUCCAUCUCCGCGGUCAACCUAAGCUUCAAUCGCCUCACUGAAGUUGAUUUCCCAGCACCUAUGUACAACUUGCGCUCGUUGAAAGUCUCGAAUAAUAACUUGGGUACCCUCGAUACCGCGGUGUUACCUUCAUUAACCCUUCUUUACGCUGACCAGAAUGCGUUGUCUACAAUAUCUGGGCUUGAAUAUUGUCACAAACUGGAGAUCCUUUCUGCUCGGGAACAGAUGGUGUCAGAGAAAGACAAUUAUAAGUACUUUGGCGUCGACUUGGGUCAAGUGAGGGAUAUCCGUAAGGUGUUCUUAUCAUCGAACAAGUUGUCCACACAAAGUGUCUCUCCAUCCGCUCCACUGCUGAGCUUGCAGCUCCUUGACAUCGCAUCUUGCAAGCUUGAGAGCCUGCCGGCAGAGUUUUCCCUGAAGUUUCCAAAUCUCAGGGUUCUCAACUUGAACUUCAACGCGUUGACCGGCAUUACUGAAUUGGCGGGUAUGAAUUGUCUUUCGCGAUUAGCAGUUGCUGGAAACCGGAUCACGAGAAUGCGAAGACUGUGUCAAGCCUUGAGCUACAUAGGAAGGACGAACAGAAACAGCGCCUGCUCGCUUCAAAAGGUCGACAUCCGGGGUAACCCUCUAACUGUCCGAUUCUACCCACCACCCGUCACGGGAAGUGGCAAAUCCACAGAGAACAAGAAAUUGCAUGGCAAAGAGGCAUACCGCGCGCGCGAGCGUUCUCAGGCUAAAGCCAACUUCGACCUCCCCGCUGCCCUGGCUGACAUGGGCCAGAACCCAAGCGAGGGUAUCCCUCACCCAGCAUUAUGGGGCGAGAUAGAUGGCGAGCCAGAGGACAUGGAUAUGGACGCAGACGCAGACAAGGACCGAGAUGUCGAGAUCAACGACCCUUACACCUUGCCCGCUGCAGACGCUGAAGCGGACAUAAAAUAUGUCUCUCAUUUGGACGAGCCAACGCGGUUACGACGAAGGAUCGUUGAGCUUAUGAUUUAUGCUGGAACAGGUGGUUCAGUAAAACACCUUGACGGGUUGGAGCUACGGCCGAUGCUCGAAGAAGGAUUGGAUAUGAAUCAUGCUUGGACGAAAUUGGAGAAACUGGGCGUGCUGAGGAAAAAGGCAAUUACGGAUUAA
Molecule: messenger RNA, 5526 nt
Organism: Aspergillus ruber CBS 135680
Lineage: Eukaryota; Fungi; Ascomycota; Eurotiomycetes; Eurotiales; Aspergillaceae
Exons: 2
Coding region: 1-5526 (1841 amino acids)
Molecular function (GO): protein binding
Source: RefSeq, a predicted model, not a curated record